AUGGGUGUUGGUGCUGCUGCUUUGCUGCUAGCAGCAGGUAUUAUCGGUAGCGUGCUGCUGCUGGUGCUGCAGCUGCUGCGACGUAAUAAUAAUGCAACAGCAGAAGAAGACAAAGAAGCAGAAACACUCUUCAAUGAGGAUUCAACAGCAGCAGAUGAAGACCAGGAAGAAGAAGAUAAGUACGGUGAUGAAGACUUCGAUGAAGACAAAUUUAGUUAA
Eimeria acervulina is the source of this 219-nucleotide messenger RNA. RefSeq lists its product as hypothetical. NCBI's taxonomy places the organism in Eukaryota, Apicomplexa, Conoidasida, Eucoccidiorida, Eimeriidae. Bases 1 to 219 code for a protein of 72 amino acids. The transcript has a single exon. The record is from RefSeq and is a predicted model, not a curated record.